AUGAGCAACCUAAAAUGACAGCAUGAAGGGUGCUGUAGCAAUGCUACUCGCUAUAUUCCUGAGAAUCAAUUGUACUUAUGUGAUUACGAUCAACGUAUCCAAUAUCCCAACCUCGAUGUAACUCAUCUUGUUGAUCCUUCGGUCAUCGAAAUGACCAUCAAAAUCAUCGACCACUGUUGCAAAGACUUGAUGGCUUUCACUAUAAAGCAAAAUAAAGGAAGAGCCUUUGACAAAUAUGAAGCCUUGAGCAAGCGAGUGAAAGCUGAACUUGACUAUCUUGCAGAGCAGCUAGAGAAAGCUCUUGAUACAGGUGAUCUGUUCAUAUUUAGCUCGAUUCUUCAUGAAGCUGGUGAAAUCAGAAAUAGACUGCAAAGCGAUCCUCUGUAUCUUGAUUUUGCUAUUGCCAAAGCUUGGUCUUACUCAGCAGCUGUGGCUCAAUCUAAAGAGCUAAGAAGUUCUGAAGUUGUCGAGAUGGAACUGAAAAAGAAGUAUGAACUAACAUUCGAAAAGUUAAAGAUACAAACAAGAAAGACUCAAAGAAGCCAUCAACAAGAAAUUAGCGAUCUUGAUGCUCAACUUGAAGCUGAGAGGGCCACUUCAUCAAAUCUGAGACAGGAAAUCGAAAAACUUCAAGAUACCCAAACCAGAGAAUUAAAAGAACUCAGUCAAAGAGCCCAAGACCGAGUUUCCGAACUUUCUAAUUUUAUUGGUGAAUUGCAGCAGAAAGCUCAAAUACUUGAGCAAACUGUUGUAGAACUUAAAGGACAAAUUGCUGUUCUUGGAUCUGAGCUCGAGACAGAGCAAACCAAUUAUCAAGACCUUCAACAAGAAGUCAACUUGCUUAAAGAAGGACACCAACAAGAGGUAGAAAAGCUUAAGAAGAGCUCGGAAGACAAGGUAAAUGAGCUCAAAGGCUUUAUCAAAGGAUUACAGAACAACACUCAAGAUCUAAAACAAAUUAUUAACGAGAGAGAGAAAGAAGUGUCUGCUCUUAAGGAUACAGAUCAGAAGAAGGGUUCAAAUAUACUUGCCUUAAAUGGAAAGAUCUCUGAGGAGAGAGAAGUCUUUAAGAAGCUACAGACAGAAUAUGAUGAUCUUGUAGAACAAUUAAAUCAAAAAGAAGAAGAAAUCAAAGAUACUAAGAAAAAGCUUAAUGACGAACAAAAUUCUUACAGACAAGAUACCCAGAAACUCAAAGAUGAUCAUACCCAAAGCAUGGUCCAGCUACGAAAAGCCAAGGAUACCGAGAUCAAGGCUCUCAGUGAUGCUAGUGAAGCCAAAAUUGAAGAUUUGAAGAAAACUCUUCAGAAUAGGCAGAAAAAUGAUUCGAAUAAAAUUAAAGAUCUUCAAAACAAUGUGAAGACUCUUAAAAACUCUCUGGCACAGACUAAAAAAGAAAACAAUAAACUUGCUGAAGAGGUCAAAGCCAUUAGCUCAGAUUACGAAAGGAUGGAGCAAUCACUAAUUUCCAAACUCAGCAUUUCGGACUAUUCAGACUUCAGCCUUCUCUACAACACUAAAAUAUUGUCGACUAAUACUGACAAGAACAGACAGUUUGGCCCAAAAUCUGAAUUAGACCUUGAACUUAACAACCCCAAACACAUGCAGUUCCUGAAGUCUCUCACACAGAGAAUACCAGAGCUUGAUUCAUUCAAUCUCUUCAAAAUCCCAGUUAAAAGUCAAGAGGUGAAGACUUUCUUGGCAAACUAUUUCCCCUCCAAAGUGAAAGUGUGUCAUUUUAACGUUGGCUCAGAACUGAGUUCAUCCCUGUCCUUCUACUGGAAAGAAUUGGAAGAAAUGGAGAAGAGGGUCACUGACCAGAUGUACAUCCAUAAAUUUGAGCUGUCUGAGUCCGAACUAGUUGACCUUCUCUCUGCAAAUAAAAAUAAGCCUGUCUUUGGACUCCGCUAUUGCAAACUUCCCCUCUAUUCUAGUCCGAACUUUAAAGGAAAGCUAAAGGGAAGCACAAUGGAUGGGCUAUGUUUGAUGGGCUGAUUCAAAAAUUCUUAUGCAUCUUGGACAAAAAGUGGAUCACAAUUUAAAAACUUGAUGUUUGGCCUUUCCAAAGAACAAGAUUUUAGAAAAAAUUUACAAUGGAUUAGUUUGGAUGAUUGCUGAAUAGAAGAAAGACAAAUCAAACAGAUUUUGAAAGCCACUGGGUUUGGACAUUUGCAAAUUUGUAAAUACAGUGGAUAGAACUGAAAAUAAAAUUUCUGAUGCUAAAAUAUUCUUUACUAAGUUA
Molecule: messenger RNA, 2242 nt
Organism: Moneuplotes crassus
Lineage: Eukaryota; Ciliophora; Spirotrichea; Euplotida; Euplotidae
Source: the annotation of a GenBank genome assembly